AUGAGCAACCUACCUCAGCCUGUGAUUGCCACGGUCAGUAGUCCUGCUCGAGGUAUAGCAAAUGAAUUCCUCGCAGCGUGCGAUAUGCGAUUCACUUCAAUGAACGCUCGUAUCAGCAACUUUGAAGUAACCCUUGGCCUGCAUCCUGGGGCAGGUGGCGUUGCGUGGAUGCCAUUGCAUAUUGGAAGGGCUCGUGCCCUGGAAUUCAUGCUUACAGGGAAUGAUCUUGAUCCAGAAACGGCCGAGAAAUAUGACUAUGUCAACAAGGUGUUCAAUACACCAGAUGAAAUGCACGAUUACGUUGAUAGGCUGGCAGAAAGAAUUGCCCUAUUCCCUUUAGCUGGUAUAUCCAGCAUUAAAAGGUCUGUAACAGAUACGAUUCAGCCAAAGUUGGAACAAAUAGCUCUUGAGGGGGCUGAGUAG
Messenger RNA from Trichoderma atroviride IMI 206040, 423 nucleotides. Its product is annotated as putative secondary metabolism biosynthetic enzyme. Gene Ontology annotation, biological process: fatty acid beta-oxidation. The record is from RefSeq and is a predicted model, not a curated record. NCBI's taxonomy places the organism in Eukaryota, Fungi, Ascomycota, Sordariomycetes, Hypocreales, Hypocreaceae.